Molecule: messenger RNA, 1281 nt
Organism: Saccoglossus kowalevskii
Lineage: Eukaryota; Metazoa; Hemichordata; Enteropneusta; Harrimaniidae
Product: orexin/Hypocretin receptor type 1-like
Biological process (GO): G protein-coupled receptor signaling pathway; feeding behavior
Cellular component (GO): plasma membrane
Molecular function (GO): orexin receptor activity
Source: RefSeq, a predicted model, not a curated record
AUGGCGUAUGAUUGCAUAUGGAGUGGAAACCUUUCCUAUUAUAACAGCACAGAAGGCGAUAUAUCUUUGUUCCCGUGCGGCGAUAACGACACCUCUUCCGAAAACGCCUAUGACUGGGACUAUUAUUACGACGUGAAAUUACCCACAAGGCUCCGCAAUUUCGUGUAUCCAGCUCCGCACGAGUGGUUUCUCAUUUCCGUUUACGCACUGGUUUUUCUUAUGGCUCUCGUCGGUAACGUGCUCGUCUGCUUCGCCGUGUUGCGGAACCAACAGAUGCGAACUGUUACAAACUAUUACAUUGUUAACCUGUCCUUUGCCGAUAUAUUGGUGUCUCUCAUUUGCUUGCCCGUGACUGUGACAUUUGAGACCACCGAAACCUGGUACUUUGGCGACUUGGCCUGCAAAAUAAUUCCCUAUGUUCAGGUAGUUUCUAUGAGUGUAUCCGUAUUGACGCUGAGCGCCAUUGCUGUAGACAGAUACUUCGCCAUCUGCCAGCCUCUACUCUUUAAAAGUACAGCAAAGCGGACGCUGACUAUUAUAUUCUCUAUAUGGUUGGUAUCGUUCAUUAUACCAAUACCACAGGCCAUAGUGUAUGAGACGGAGGCCGCCGAUACUUACAAAAGAACAUAUAUCUAUUUCACCAAGUGUUACGAGAAAGUUUGGUUUGGCACCAUCCAACAAAAGAUCUACCACGUGGCGUUAGUGCUUGUCAUCUACGUCAUCCCACUUCUGUUGAUUGGCAUCGCCUAUCUGUUUAUAUGCCGGCAACUGUGGGCUACGAUUCCGGGUACCAUGCCUUCUGGGGGCGGCAAACAUUGCCAUUCCAAUGGAUCGGAUAUGAACAGGACGACGAUGAGCCAGCUGAAAUCACGCCGGAAGGUAGCCAACAUGCUGAUCAUUGUUGCCAUUCUGUUCGCCCUGUGUUAUCUGCCUUUACAUCUGUUAAAUAUCAUCAGGCAAUUCCCGAUUUUUGACGAGGUCGUACAAGAAGAUCGCCAUUCUUUCCACAUACCCUUCCUCGUCGCUCAUUGGCUAGCGUUUGCCAACAGUGCCACCAAUCCUGUUGUCUAUAACUUUUUGAGUGCUAAAUUCCGUAAGGAGUUUAAGGCGGCGUUCACGUGUUGCUUGUCUUGCUGCGCCCGGAAACGACGCAGACGCCACAAACGCGGCGGUUACCAGGGUUCUAUAAUGCACAGCUCAAUGGCAUCCACGUCGAAAUCAUACGGGAAUUGUACAGAGCAUAUUUCUAUGUCUACUGUCCGCACUGGUGUACACGUGUAG